Impatiens glandulifera is the source of this 1731-nucleotide messenger RNA. Its product is annotated as calmodulin-binding protein 60 A-like. The transcript has 7 exons. Gene Ontology annotation, cellular component: nucleus. Lineage: Eukaryota; Viridiplantae; Streptophyta; Magnoliopsida; Ericales; Balsaminaceae. The record is from RefSeq and is a predicted model, not a curated record. Gene Ontology annotation, molecular function: DNA-binding transcription factor activity; sequence-specific DNA binding; calmodulin binding. Bases 207 to 1592 code for a protein of 461 amino acids. Gene Ontology annotation, biological process: regulation of salicylic acid biosynthetic process.
UGAGAUAAUUUCAACGCGGUUUCCCAUUCUCAGCAGCAACAGGAAAGAAAAAGUUUGGCAAUUUCGAUCGCUUCUCUUCUUCACAACAUUACAAAAUCUAGAUUCUCAAGCCAAAUGAUGAACAACAAAUCAUUGUCUACCUAUCGAAAUCCCCAAAAGUGUCAAACAGAUCAAAACCUUCUCCUUGUUUGCUUCCAUUUGCCCUAAUGUCGGACAAUCGCAAAAUCAAAGAUGUCGUUGCUGAAAUCCAAUCCGCCCGUCAGAUUACAAGAAUCUUGGAGAAUUCAUUCUAUCUCAAAUAUUUUGAGAAUUCUAUCCGUAAACCCGUAAAAGAGGGAAUUGAGCAGCAGCUGCAAAAUUAUCAGAAUCCUGCAAACUGGAUACCUUUGGUGGGGAGCCUCAUUCAAACACCAAGAGAUUUAGAAUUACGAUUUUUGCAAGAAGUUCCUCAAACCAUAUGGACAGGAGAACAGAUUCAAGGACAAGGGCAUUGCUCCAUCGAAGUUGCUUUAUAUGAUGUUGCAACUGACACACGUAUAACAUCUGGCCCAGAAGCCUCGGCAAAAUUGGAAAUAGUGAUUAUUGAUGGUUGCUUUGAUGUGCAUGAUUGGACGAAUGAAGCUUUCAACCAAAAUGUUAUUAGAAAUAAGGAAGGAAAAAAUCUACUCAAAGGGGAUGUGUCUGUAAGACUCAGAAAUGGCAAAGCGUCCAUAGAUAGCCUCCAUAUUGUGCACCGCCAUGACUAUAUGAAGGUGAAAAAGAUGAGACUAGGAGCAAAAUGUGUUGAUACUUGGGAGGGUAUCAGAGUUAAGGAAGCUAAGACUGAACCAUUCAUAGUGAAAGACAAACGAUUAAUCAAAAAGUAUGAAGAGCCACGCCUAACAGAUAAAGUAUCAUGGCUGAAGAAUAUUGGAAGAGCUGCUAAGAAAUCUUUAGCGGCAAAAAACAUAAUUACAGUGAAAGAUUUUCUAACUCAGUACAACUUGAAUCCUGAAAUGCUCAAAGAGACCCUUCACUGGAACGAUACUAAGUUGAUAGAUACUGUUACGCAUGCUCGCAAGUGUAAAGUCGAAAGAAGGUUUGUGUACCAUCAUUCCGACUCUGAUCGUUCUGCUGACAUAGUGUUUUCUGAGGUUUAUGAUGUUGUGGGGAUGGCUCAUGGAGGCAAUUACCUUGCUCAUAGUCAGCUAUCAGAAACAAAGAAGGAGGAAGCUAAAAAAUUAGCAAAGAUGGUAUUUGAGGACAAGAUGGAACUACCUCUUUGGACUGAACCUUCCCUGUUUCCAAUGGAGCUGGAAGGUCCAAGUCAGAAAAAUGCAGAUUCUUUCCCAAACGCUGAAGAGAUCAAUUGUUAUAAGCCUGAAGGACUUCCAGUCAUGGAUAAUAAUUGCAUGGAGUUGGAUGAUUUGACUGGAGGAGAAUAUGAUCAUAUUUUGUGGUUUGAUGGUAUGAGUGGAGAUACUACUGUAGACAAGGGCAAGGGAAAGGGCAAGAAAGGAAGUGAUGGAAGCCUCUUUGAGGAGUUGAAUGCGGUUUUUGAGGAUGAAGAUUUCUCGUAUAAGAAAGCAGUCAUGCUGAAGAAAAGCAAGUGAAUCUGGGACACAACAUCUACUUAUUUAUGUUUGUUACAUGCCCUGUUUAUAUAUUAAGCACUCUUUGUUGUUUGUAUUUCUGGAUUGUUUUUAUGGCAAGAAACUACUAUUUUGGAAUCUAUAUAAUUGCAUUUGGUUU